AAGAUUGUGCGGGUGACGGAAUCACUGACGAAAUCGACUCCGCACUUGCGCUCUACGAAGCAGGAGAGGGGGUGGCACUGAAGGGAGGGUCGUGGCUGAUCCUGCCUCUUCUCGCGGUUGUUGGCGCCGGCGAAGGUUGAGCCGGGCCUAUGUGUUGCCGGCCGGCUAACUAGCUGGUGGCGUUAUUGAAGACACUAUGGCGCAGCGGGGCACGAUCCACUGGGGCUCUGGGAGGACGUUGGAGACGGAAGAGGUAGCAACUCUGAAGGAGGCAGAGGCUGCUUUGGAAGGACAUGAGCAGCUGAUUGCAGGAAAGGCCCAUAAAGAAGGUGGAUCUGCACGAAUGUCACUUCUCAUAUUAGUGUCCAUCUUCUUAAUAGCAGCCUCUGUUAUGUUUCUGGUGUAUAAAAACUUUCCACAGCUUAGUGAAGAGGAGAGAGAAUGUAUAAAGGUUCCCAGAGACAUGGAUGAUGCUAAAGCCUUAGGAAAAGUUCUCUCUAAAUACAAGGAUAACUUCUAUGUACAAGUAUUAGUGGCUUAUUUUACUACUUACGUUUUCUUGCAAACCUUUGCUAUUCCUGGAUCUAUAUUUCUGAGUAUACUUUCGGGAUUUCUCUACCCUUUCCCACUAGCUCUAUUUCUUGUUUGUUUGUGCUCUGGACUUGGGGCCUCUUUCUGUUACAUGCUGUCCUAUUUAGUUGGAAGACCAGUUGUGUAUAGAUAUUUAACAGAGAAAGCAGUGAAAUGGUCAAAACAGGUUGAACGACAUAGAGAACACCUCAUUAACUACAUAAUAUUUUUGAGAAUAACUCCUUUUCUUCCUAAUUGGUUUAUCAAUAUAACAUCUCCUGUAAUAAAUGUACCACUGAAAGUAUUUUUUAUUGGUACUUUUCUAGGUGUUGCACCACCAUCAUUUGUAGCAAUUAAAGCUGGAACAACACUAUACCAGCUUACAACAGCAGGUGAAGCAGUCUCCUGGAACUCUGUUUUCAUUCUCAUGAUUCUAGCUAUACUCUCUAUUCUGCCAGCAGUUUUUCAGAAGAAACUUAAACAGAAGUUUGAAUGAGAGUCAUCCUGGAUCUUCACUUCCCAUAUUUCAUCUCAGGAUCAGCAUUAUUUCUAUGGCCACUUUUCUAUUGGAUCUUUCACAAUUCAAAAGGAGAGAAUUGUAAGGGAUAAAAACGUUUCUGGAUUUCUUGCUUACUUUUAUUUAUGGGGCAUAAAGACAAUAUAAUUGCAGUCAGAAUAAAAUUAAGAUGAACUAUAACUUUUAAAUAUAUAUAUAUAAGCAUUGUUAAUUUUAACUGUUAUGUUUAAUUUGAACUAUAUAUAUGCCUUAUUUUGUUUGUGAAAACUUAAUGUGAAUGAUUCAUUCCUCUUGCCCUCACUUCUUUUUACCAUCAUUCAUAAUUCUUAAAGAAUAAUGGACUGCACAAUGGAUUCUACAGCCCAGUGGACUAAUAGAUUGUAUAGGUUCUUUAUUAAUGAACUCUUUGUUGGAAAGCAGGAAGAAAUACUUUGGCCAGUGUUUCAAAAGUUCCUGGGUUUCAUUUUGCUUCAUGCUAACCGUGGAAACACUGGACUUUCCCUUUAUGAAUGUCAUAUAAAUGUUUUUGCUGGGGUCGGGGCUAAUCAGACUUUAUCAUGGCAGAUGAAAAAUGCUAAUGUUUUUGGAUUUUUUUGCCAGUAUUUCAGAUGUAUGGCAGCUAUUUCCAAAAUUGCUAAUAUAUUAUUAAACUAAUUAAUCAGCUGUCAAGUUAUUAUCAUCAGCAUACAUUUAUAUAAGUUCUUACAGAAAUGUGGAAAUCAUUUCUUAGCAACAAAUUGAUAGUUCUUCAAAAAUCGGUUAUUAAAGUUAAUUAUUUAUACAGUGUUUGUUAGGUUUUUGUUUAUGUAACAUGGCCAUAUAACAUAACCUCUGAUCCAGAGAUCCAUGGGUGUUCGAAGUGCCUACACAGUGCCCCUUCAGACACAGGGUCCUUCAUUCAUUUUCAGUCCCCUGCAACUGAAAUAGAUUAAAAGUGCCUCAGGAUGAGGAAAUUCCAUGUCUACAUGCAUACUUUCACUGGAUUAGGAUUAUCAUGUACAAAUUGUGUAUCUUGUAAAUAGAUCUUAGUGCUAGGCAGGUGUGUCCAUGUUCUGAUGAAAGACUAACUGAUGAUUAAAUUUAUUUUUAAAAUUUUAA
Messenger RNA from Rhineura floridana, 2185 nucleotides. RefSeq names its product transmembrane protein 41B (gene TMEM41B). The record is from RefSeq and is a predicted model, not a curated record. Gene Ontology annotation, cellular component: endoplasmic reticulum membrane. The coding region runs from base 197 to 1066 and encodes 289 amino acids. Lineage: Eukaryota; Metazoa; Chordata; Lepidosauria; Squamata; Rhineuridae. The transcript has 7 exons.